UUGUUCUUUUAUAUGCAGCAGCUUCCUGGUUGCAGGCCAAAAUGGCAGUGUAUGAAACUUAAGCUCAAGGGCUACAAAAGCGAACAACCAAUCCAUCUUAUUUGGAGGGACAGGCUGGAGGUUACAAAGCAACUUUUCACAAACCCCAUUUAUGCGAGACAUAUGUGCUAUGACCCUCACCAUAUCUAUCAAGGACAAGAGCACCAAUUCAGAGAAUUCUGGACAUCAGAUGAUGCAUGGAAGAUUCAGGAUCAACUGCCUGAAGGGGCGACUAUCGUUCCAAUCAUUGCUGCCUCUGACAAAACCCCAGUUACAAGACACACAGGUGGCCUUGAGAUGCACCCGUUAUUUCUAACUAUUGGAAAUAUCCAGGCUGAUGUCCACAUGAAGGCUACAUUAGAGGUGUAA
Suillus subaureus is the source of this 408-nucleotide messenger RNA. RefSeq lists its product as uncharacterized. NCBI's taxonomy places the organism in Eukaryota, Fungi, Basidiomycota, Agaricomycetes, Boletales, Suillaceae. The annotation marks the transcript as partial. The transcript is spliced from 2 exons. The record is from RefSeq and is a predicted model, not a curated record.